AUGACUAAUACUAAUGUGUCUGCUAAUAAGCCUACUGCAACAAUCGUCCAUGAAUCUCCUAGCCCCCUCCGUGUAUGGUGGAUGAAGACGAACGUACGAUAUGACAUUGCGAUGAACAGCUCCAUUAUAAUCCUCAACAUUGCAGCAAUCUUGUAUAUGAAAUUCACCAAGAUUCCAUUUAACGAAGUUGCUGAAUCUUGGAUUGCCUACGUCAUGGGACGCAUCUGUAACAAUAUUGGCUUUGUUAUUUUCCUUCAUCUCCUCUAUUGUAUCUCUACCCGCUUGGCUCUAUUCGUCGUUCUACACUUUUGUCUACCUUAUUGGCUAUGGUACAUAGCUACCAGUACCAUCACUGGGCUGCUUCUAUGCGAACUACGAGACUGGUGGAAGUUUGUGAAUCAACCACAAUCAGUUGCUGUUGAUCAAAAGAAUCGUACUUGA
This is a messenger RNA of Arabidopsis thaliana (thale cress), 441 nucleotides long. RefSeq lists its product as uncharacterized. Bases 1 to 441 code for a protein of 146 amino acids. The record is from RefSeq and is marked reviewed. The transcript has 3 exons. Lineage: Eukaryota; Viridiplantae; Streptophyta; Magnoliopsida; Brassicales; Brassicaceae.